CCUUUAACUGAGGAGCAAGCCUGGGCUGUCUGCUUUCAAUGUUGCUGUAGAAUGGAGCAGUUGGCUCAAGGGCAGUGCCCACCACUCCAUUCUGUAUUCAUAAAUGGUCCUGAAAGCAUCUUUAUCCAUGCUGAUGGUACUGCUUCUUUCAUGGUGUACCAUGAGUCCGAUGUUGGCAGCAUUCAGCAGUCAGAGGACAAGCUGUUGGAGUACUUAGGAAUGGUGAUCUAUGAAGCCCUGGACUGGGGAAUCAACGACCAAGUGGAGCGAGAACUGAGUGAUCCUUUGGAGAAACUGCUGUGCCUCAUGUUGAAAUUGGAUGGUGGGGCAAUGAAACCAGCAGUCACCCUGCAGGGUGUUAUCAAGGCCUGUGAGGAGCACUUGUCCAGGUCUUCUGAGGCUACCAGCCAUUACCAAAUUACCUGUAGGAGACUGUUUACUGGAUAUAUGGAACUUAAGAAGCUUAUAACUGUCAUCCAGACCUCCAAAGAGAGUCUGAGAAAAAUGGAUGUGGAAGGUGUGGUAGAAAAGUCCUUUCAGAAGAAGGACAAACACUGGGCAUCCCUGUGGCCCAGUGUUGUGCGUGAGCUGCAGAGUGGUGUGAAGCUGCGCAAAGCCACUGAGCGACCACAGCAUCACUUGCCUCCAGCAGAACGUGUCCGUUCUCCAUAUGAAUUACUUUUAGAUGAUAUUCAGUGCAAGAGGUACAUCCUUCGGAAGGUGAUCAUCGAGCAGAAACACAGGACCCCCAAAGCUGAUGUAACUGCCCCCAAGCCUCAUCUGAAGCCUGUGCUGGAGAGGAAGCUGAAAGAGCAUGUGCCACAGGAGUCCAGCUGGCAUGAACAGCUGACUGCGGAAGUAAAACAACCGCAGAAACUUCGAUCAUCAGCAGCAAGGGAAAAUGGAAGCAGGCCCAAAGAAAUGCUUGUGACACCAAAUACUGCCUUGAAAUCUCCAAGUAAUAGUUUCCUAACUCCCCAAGAUGACAGUACUGAGUUUAAAAUUGUCAACACUGCAAGACAGCAGCUGCGACCAGGAGUUCAGGAAACCACUCUGAAGCUGUCCUCCAGCUCCUGGCUUGCCUCAGGUAGGUCAGCAGUAGAAUCCAGCAACAGUGCAGGUCUUGCUGCAAGUUGUGCAGGUCCUCCUGUGAGUGCACCCACACUAGGAGACAUUAAACCUAACGGCUUCCUGAAUGCUGGCCAAAUGCAUUGGCCUUACAGAGGAAGGUCCAAGUCUUUAGAGAGAGGCCUUCAAAGCAAGGAACUUGACUGUCCCUUUCCUACAAAGUGGCCAACACCAACCAUUGCUGAGCUGAUUGGAACCAGAUAUGCAAUGAUGGUGCUGGAAGGGCAAGGCUUCUUCCAAGGAGGUAGUGAUGGUGUCUUUCGAAGAGCAAAGAUCUGUUUCAGCUGCCAUAAGCAGAUGUUCCUUAAGUGGCCUUACAGCUGUUACCUCUGCAGCAGUGUUGUCUGCUGUGACUGCUGCAUCAAGAUGUCCAUGCCCUUCAGAACAUGUGUACAUCUCCCACUUCACUUUCUGAAAAUUCUGAGACUCUCCAGAGAGGAGGACCCAGCUACUCAAGAGCAGAAGAGCAUAGAGUUGCUGCAUGAAAUAGAGCAGCGGGAGUAUUUUGGUGUACCUGUUAUUUUGGAACCUCGUUGCCUAGCACAGCCUCUGUGCUGUUACACAGGGACCAUGGCAGGCUGGCUGACUGCAGACAUCUGUAGACAAUGUGAGCAGUAUCUGUUGAACAUGGCUUCCAGUCAACAGCAGAGCAUCCCUCUCAGGAGAACUUCCUGGCCUUGAACCAAAUUGGAAUGAGUCUGCUAUACACUUCUCCCGUCACUUGUUCUGUACCUGAAGUAAAUGAAACAGCAUUGUGCACCUACAGACAUAAAGGCCUGAAUACAAGACCUCCCUGCUGGUUAGUCUAAGCGGGAAGCACAGUUGGUAUUUAUAUAUUGUGAAGUAUUACAAAGCUUUGUGGCUUUUAGAACUGUU
This is a messenger RNA of Strigops habroptila (Kakapo), 2004 nucleotides long. RefSeq names its product protein spire homolog 1-like. The transcript is spliced from 16 exons. Gene Ontology annotation, cellular component: cell cortex; cytoplasmic vesicle membrane. The record is from RefSeq and is a predicted model, not a curated record. Gene Ontology annotation, molecular function: actin binding. Lineage: Eukaryota; Metazoa; Chordata; Aves; Psittaciformes; Psittacidae. Bases 52 to 1809 code for a protein of 585 amino acids. Gene Ontology annotation, biological process: actin nucleation; cleavage furrow formation; polar body extrusion after meiotic divisions.